GGCGGAGCCAGAGGCGGAGGUAGGAGAUGAGGGUGGUCCCGAAGCUUGGGAAACCGAAGCCCCGGGAACUACCCCACUCCACCCCGCGCCUCCCGGGAGAAGGGAGGUUGGUGGAAAGUGUGCGCAGAGUUCUGCCAAGCCCCACAGGAGGAGGCAAGCUUGGAGCCCGCCCUGGAGCUGCUGCAAACUUGAGGACGCCCAAACGCCCAUGGCCUGGGGAGUCACCGGGGAGGGCGGGUGUGGAGGCGGUGCCGCUGCGGGCAACCACAGACACCUCAGGCCUGGCGAGCAGUGUGCGCAAUACCACGGUGCGUGCAGCCGUCCCCAUGCGCGCCCGGAGGGCGCUCGGCGCCCGUGCGUUCCAGUGCAGCCCACCGGGCCCGCCCUGGCCCCGGACCCCUGCCCUAGCACUGUCCUCUUCGGGCCCUGAAUCCCUGGUCCACUUCUCCUUCAACGACGAGGACAUCUGUUGGCACCCUCCAGGCAGAUCUGUCAGCUUCGAGGCAGAGAAUGGGCCCACACCAUCGCCCGGCCGCAGCCCCCUGGACUCGCAGGCGAGCCCGGGCCUUGUGCUGCAUGCUGGGGUGGCCACCAGCCAGCGCCGUGAGUCCUUCCUCUACCGCUCAGACAGCGACUAUGACAUGUCACCCAAGACCAUGUCCCGGAACUCGUCAGUCACCAGCGAGGCGUAUGCCGAGGACCUCAUCGUGACACCAUUUGCCCAGGUGCUGGCCAGUCUCCGGAGUGUUCGCAGCAACUUCUCCCUCCUGACCAAUGUGCCCAUUCCCAGCAACAAGCGAUCCCCACUGAGUGGCCCAACCCCGGUCUGCAAGGCCACGCUGUCAGAAGAGACGUGUCAGCAGUUGGCCCGGGAGACGUUAGAAGAGUUGGACUGGUGUCUGGAGCAGCUAGAGACCAUGCAGACCUACCGCUCCGUUAGUGAGAUGGCGUCUCACAAGUUCAAGAGGAUGCUAAACCGUGAACUCACACACCUGUCAGAGAUGAGCAGGUCAGGAAACCAGGUCUCUGAGUACAUCUCCACCACGUUCCUGGACAAGCAGAAUGAAGUAGAGAUCCCAUCACCCACAAUGAAGGAUGGAGAAAAACAGCAAGCACCUCGCCAGAGACUCUCCCAGCAGCCUCCGCCCCAUGGGUCACAGUUCCAGCCCAUGUCUCAGAUCAUGGGGGUGAAGAAGCUGAUGCAUAGUAGCAGCCUGACUGAUUCCAACGUACCCCGCUUUGGGGUGAAGACAGAUCAAGAGGAGCUCCUGGCCCAAGAACUGGAGAACCUGAACAAGUGGGGCCUGAACAUCUUUCAUGUGUCGGACUAUGCCGGGGGCCGUUCCCUCAGCUGCAUCAUGUACACGAUAUUCCAGGAACGAGACCUGCUGAAGAAGUUUCACAUCCCAGUGGAUACAAUGGUGACAUACAUGCUGACCCUGGAGGACCACUACCACCAGGAUGUGGCCUACCACAACAGCCUGCACGCUGCCGAUGUGCUGCAGUCCACCCAUGUGCUGCUGGCUACACCUGCACUGAACGCUGUAUUCACAGACCUGGAGAUUCUCGCAGCCCUCUUUGCAGCUGCCAUCCACGAUGUGGACCACCCUGGGGUCUCCAACCAGUUCCUCAUCAACACCAAUUCAGAGCUGGCACUCAUGUACAAUGACGAGUCGGUGCUGGAGAACCACCACCUGGCUGUGGGCUUCAAGCUGUUGCAGGAGGACAACUGUGACAUCUUCCAGAACCUCAGCAAACGCCAGCGGCAGAGCCUGCGCAAGAUGGUCAUUGACAUGGUGCUGGCCACGGACAUGUCCAAGCAUAUGACCCUCCUAGCUGACCUGAAGACCAUGGUAGAAACCAAGAAAGUAACCAGCUCAGGAGUCCUUCUGCUGGACAACUACUCUGACCGCAUCCAGGUCCUGAGGAACAUGGUGCACUGUGCGGACCUCAGCAACCCCACCAAGCCGCUGGAGCUGUACCGCCAGUGGACAGACCGCAUCAUGGCUGAGUUCUUCCAGCAGGGCGACCGUGAACGUGAGCGUGGUAUGGAGAUCAGCCCCAUGUGCGACAAGCACACAGCCUCUGUGGAGAAGUCUCAGAUUCCCCAGCAUGGCAGUGCCGUCUGUACCAGCGAGCCGCCAGUUUAUUAUGCCUUCUUCUCCCUCCCCCAGGUGGGUUUCAUUGACUAUAUUGUGCACCCACUGUGGGAGACUUGGGCUGACUUGGUCCACCCAGAUGCCCAGGAGAUCUUGGACACUUUGGAAGAUAACCGGGACUGGUACUACAGUGCCAUUCGGCAGAGCCCAUCGCCACCACCUGAGGAGGAGCCGGAGGGGCCAGACCACCCACUUCCACCUGAGAAGUUCCAGUUUGAGCUGACGCUGGAAGAGGAAGAGGAGGAGGUGCCUUCUGCCCUGGGUGCGAUUGAGGUGCAGGAAUUAUUCGUGGCCCAGGAUGCAUCCCCAGCUGAGGAACUGUGGGAGGUCGAUGGCCAGGAUCUGCCCACGGAGGUGGUGGUAGACGAAAUGUCCUUGACACAGCAAGCAGACAGUGUGGCAGUGGGCCAGGACGAGUCGACAUCCCCAGAUGUGUCUGUGGGUGCCAUAGGCUGCAGCAGCCCUCCUGCCCUGACUCCUGAAAGCCCCACUCUGCCUGCCUUGAGGACCCCACCCACUCCAGAGGGGGCCCCGGGCCUCCUGGGCCUCCCCUCCAUGGCAGCCGAGGUGGGGGCCCAGAAAGAGCAUCAGGCUGCCAAGAGGGCAUGCUGUGCCUGCACAGGGACAUCGGGCGAGGACACACCCACGCUCCCAGCCCCUGGUGGGUGGGGGUCUGCUGGAAGCCCUACCUGAGCCCCGGACCCUAUACUCUUUUGCCCUCCCUUCCUCCUUUCACCAUUAUCAUCCCCCAACUGCCUCCUUCACUGCCUCAAAGACUCUUGGGCCUCCUAAGAAAAAAGAAAACAGAAAAGUGUUUUUUUUUCUCUUUUCUUUUUUUCCCCUCUCCCCCCACACCCAGCCCCACCCAUGAGGCCGCUUUUUGGAGGUGGGGCCUGGGGAAGGAGGGGCUGAGGUCCUGGAAGGGGUUUUAUUUUUGGAAUUUUCAUUGUUACAUUUUUAGAAAAAAAAGAAAAAAAGAAAAAAAAAACAGGAUGAAACACAGCAACUGUAGAUGCUCCUGUUCCUGGCUUCCCUGGUCCAUCUCCUACCCCACCCCCACCCCUCCCAGGUCCCAGGCUCAGUCUUCCAGCCUCUGUGGGCUCUCCACCUGGGCCCAAGCUGGCGUAAGGUCUCCUUCCAGGCUCUCCUGAAGUUUGGAGGGUUUCUGGAAUCCAGCCAGGAAUAGCCAUUCUGGGCAGUGGCCUGGUGGGGGAGAGUCACUGUGAGAGGCCCCAGCUCUAGCCCCUCUCAGGCUCACUGCCCGCCCGCCUCCAGAAGUCUUCCACCUCAUUUUGCACAAACCUGGCAAUACUGACUUGGAAGGACAUGAGAUACCUAGUGUAUCUUAGGUUGCUGGGAGGAGAGAACAUUGGAGGGACAUUCAUACCACCAGCCUGGGGUCUGGGGUUUGAGGAGGGCUGAGCUCCCUCUGCUUGCCAUCCCUUUCCCCUUCCAUGUCAGGUUUCCUUUGAAUUUUAUCCAUCUGCGGGGACAGCUCUGAGCUGCACCCCCUUCUUCCAGCUGCUUCUCCUCUUGUUUCUGCCUUAAUGAUUCCCACGGCCAUAGGAGAGGGUUGCAGUGGCUCCCACCUGCACCUUGGGUGGGGUGGGGCCAGGCCCAAAGCCCCCAUCCUAGGCGCCCCCCACCCCAGCAUCCUCCUGCUACCCUCCCCAACCCUUUGCCCUAGGAGGAAGCAAUAAUGGUGUACACCUACAUUCCCUUUCUGGGCAUCCCUUCCCACCCUGGCACCAAAGUCAUUUCUCCUUUGUCUCACUUUGCCAAGCCUCCCUCUCUCCCCCUAACAAUCCCCCCUGCCCUGAGCAAUAUGACAGACAGAUGCAAGACCAUUUUUCUUCAAGCCAUGGGGGAAUGUUGGGAAGGAAAGAUCCCCUCUUCCAUCUCCCCUAUACCCCUUGGCCUGGUUCUGCAGUUGGGCAGGGCAGGGCCUGUCUCAUUGCCCCCACUUCUCCAAUUCUGAGCACACGGUACUGUAGUCUCCUUCUUCCCCCCAGCCUGCCAUCUGUCUAUCCCACUGGGGAGUAUACUCUCCCCCACCCUCAUCAUACUGUACAGGGUUCAUUUUUGUAGUGAAAGUAGUUUCUGUCCUAGCUGGCAACCGGGGUGGGCCUUUUUUUGGUUUCCUUUUUUUUUUCCUUCCUUCUUCUUCUU
Messenger RNA from Phyllostomus hastatus (greater spear-nosed bat), 4328 nucleotides. RefSeq names its product phosphodiesterase 4A (gene PDE4A). The transcript is spliced from 15 exons. Gene Ontology annotation, biological process: signal transduction. NCBI's taxonomy places the organism in Eukaryota, Metazoa, Chordata, Mammalia, Chiroptera, Phyllostomidae. The record is from RefSeq and is a predicted model, not a curated record. Bases 27 to 2852 code for a protein of 941 amino acids. Gene Ontology annotation, cellular component: nucleus; perinuclear region of cytoplasm; cytosol. Gene Ontology annotation, molecular function: 3',5'-cyclic-AMP phosphodiesterase activity.